AUGUCAACCUCGCCGACCCAGAGCGCCGGCCCACUUGAAAAGCUGAUCCGCCAGCGCAUCCAGGAGCAGUACGCGCCCGUGCAGCUGGAGAUCAAAAACGACAGCACGGAAACGCACUUCCACGUCAGAGUUGUUUCGGACAAGUUUGCCGGCCUCACGCUGUUGAAGCGGCAGCGCGGAAUAUACGAGCUGCUGAAGGAUGAGAUGCAGCGAGAGGGCGGCAUCCAUGCACUGUCGCUGGUUACAAAGACGCCCAAAGAGGUUGGCAUUGUCGACGAGAUUUUGACAGAGCAGGUAUAA
Kickxella alabastrina is the source of this 300-nucleotide messenger RNA. Its product is annotated as bola domain protein. The transcript has 2 exons. The record is from RefSeq and is a predicted model, not a curated record. Bases 1 to 300 code for a protein of 99 amino acids. NCBI's taxonomy places the organism in Eukaryota, Fungi, Kickxellomycota, Kickxellomycetes, Kickxellales, Kickxellaceae.